AUGCGUUUCCUCAUACCGCUCUCUGUCCUCCUUGCCUCCGCUCUAGCCUCCCCUAAUACAUUCAAGGCCCUCUUGGAUGAGAUGUAUGGCGACUGUGGAGGCGCUUGUGUUUCGACCGAAUUCAAAGACAGCAAAGCUGCCUGUGGAGAUCCGAGCAGCUCCGCAUCCAACGCCUGCUUGUGCAAGAAUUACGUCAACAUUUUCUCUGAUGUCGACGAGAUGCGCUUAGGAACGUGUAUCUCUAAGUGUAACUUGGACAUUAGCAACCUGGACUAUUCCAAGUUGGCGCAAAAUGUUGGCGACAUCUGUGGCUCUAACUUGGGCGCUGAUACCACUGAUACUGGGCCAUCACCAAGUAACAACGCCAGUUCCAGUACGGGUGGAGCAGGGUCAACUUCUGUCGCUGCAGCGUCGAGCCCUUCACACACCGGUGCUGCAAGCACUACUGCGAGCUCCAAGACUGCACUUGCUCUGGGUGCUUUAGCCCUUUUGGGUUACGCUCUGUGA
Molecule: messenger RNA, 507 nt
Organism: Penicillium argentinense
Lineage: Eukaryota; Fungi; Ascomycota; Eurotiomycetes; Eurotiales; Aspergillaceae
Exons: 1
Coding region: 1-507 (168 amino acids)
Source: RefSeq, a predicted model, not a curated record